AUGUCCACCUCCGAACUACAUCCUCCACCAAAUCCCUAUGUCAAUAAUAAUGAUCCAAAUGGAGAUGAUGUAAACAAUAUAAACAAUAUCAACAUUCCGAUCAAUCAAAAUAGAAAAUCUUAUCAAGUUCGUGCAUUGGCUAGAAAAACAGUUUCGUAUCAAAAAAGACAAAAGUAUACAAAUAUCUUUUGUAUUACACUUUGCCCCAUGCUUAUGGUGGCUAUUGCUGGUAUAAUGGGUAUUGUUAUUCAAGGGCUUAUCGAUAAUGCAAAUUCACCAGACGAAUUCCUCUUAUGUUCCCGAUUGAAUGCAAAAGAUAAAUUUGGAUUUCCAUUCGAACAAAAUUCAAAAGAUUUGCCAACGACACCGGCAUCUGAAAUACCAAAUAGUAGCGGUAAAUCCAAGGAAAUUAAAAAUGUAAAUUUCUUUUUACCUCCUGCCGGUGAUAGAGCAUUUUCUACACCAGGGUCACCACAAGGAUGUGUAUUUGCAUUCGGACAUGAUUAUGAAUUUCGUGAGAAUCCAUAUGAGCCAAAACCAUUGGUCAAAGAUUCUAUAAGAAAAGAUACAACGUAUCAACCAGAUCCGGAGUCUGGAUGGUUUGGGAAGUCAUCUUUGCCAUUAUCAUUCUUUUUAGGUCGAUUUCAAACAUUCCCGUGGGCUUUUAUUAGAGAUGCUGAUGAUGUAGUUUCCGGUACCAAACCCAAACUUGCUCCCGUGUCAAGUGUUGAUGAAUUUUAUCCUGACAAUACGUUAUUAUCGCAGUCUAGCGGAUUGCUUGGCCAAAUUGAUACAAAUUAUUACGCAAAUAUUACACUGGGUCUUUUUGGGGUUAAAGUAUCCUCAUUUCAACCCGUGCCUUUCUUUGAUAAAAAACCAGGAACAGUUGAAGAUUUCGAUAAUUUAAUAUCGGACAGCAUAAGAGAAAUCAUCAAUGAUCUAGCUUUAGUUGAUAAAAAUAUUUUAUUUGAUGAUGAUGUUUCACAGGAAGAUUUAUUACGUUUUCAGGUUGAAAUUUCAAAUAUUAUAACUAAAAUGCCUUUCGGAAGUAUUUUGUUUGAUAAAAUUGAUCCUCUGCUAAAACAAUGGGAUUACACUUUACAAAUCGGUGAUGAUAUUAGGAUUAGUAAAGCUGCUACUUUUCCUAGUCAAGGAUUUCGUCGAAUGGUCCAACAAAGUCAAUUAUCUAAUGCGUUUAUAAAGACCGUGAAUCAUACGGGUUUAGCUGAUGCAAUCGAAAAUGUAAAAAUCACUCCCACUUAUAGAAUUAUGCCAUAUCUAUUAUCUACUGCUAUUGACAUACCUAUUGGUACUUUUGUUGGUGACGUUCUUUACCCAUUCGGUAUUUCAUUCCUAUUGCCUAUCUUCGUGAUCACCCUUGUUAAAGAAAAAGAAGAACGUAUCUUAGUCAUGAUGAAAAUGAAUGGAUUGAAAAGUUUCGCUUAUUAUUUGACUCAUUACAUUCAUUUUUAUACGUUACAUAUCAUCACUUCUAUUAUAUUUGUGAUAACUGGAUUAUUAUUUCGUAUGGAGAUUUUCACUAAAACUCAACCAUCAGUAUAUAUAAUUCUUUUGUUCAUUUGGGGUCACGUACAAAUCGCGUUGGCGUUCUUAUUUGCAUGUUUCUUUAGUAAAGGUAGAACCGCUUUAAUCGUUACUUUUCUAAUGGUGUUAUGUGGUGUUCUCGUCAGUUUGGCCACUGCAUCAUUAUUUCGAGGUCGAGAAGGUGCUUCCACAACUUAUUUCUUUUGGCCACCAUUUGCUUUUUACCGGGCAUUAUCAUUGAUUAACAUAGCUAGUGUGCAACGUGAUAGAAAACCCUAUACAUUAAGUGAUUUAACAUGGGGUAAUGAAGUAUUAAGUGCCAUUAUCUCCUUGGUGAUAGAAUAUUUCAUCAUAUUAUCAUUGUCGACUUACUUAACCAAAGUGUUACCGUCAGAAUACGGUGUACGUAAACCAUGGCACUUUAUAUUUACCGAUUGGUAUACUAAAAGGCAAAUUAAAAAGAAAAUGCAAGAAACCGAACAACAAAAAGAUGCUGCACUUGAAAGAGGUUUAAUUGUAGGUGAGAAAAAAUUCAAAGAAAUUGAUCAAGAUGAAAUCAUGUUCGAAGAUGAUGAUGUUAAAGAGGAAAGAAGGCGCGUAUUAGAGAAUAGAUGUAACAAAGAUUCUCCUUUGAUCGUAAAACGUAUGAGAAAAGUUUAUCCUUCUGGAAAAUUAGCCGUUAAAGAUGUUACUUUGAGCGUUGAUAAAAAUUUGAUUUUUGGAUUACUUGGUCCUAACGGUGCAGGCAAAACAACUUUAAUUUCGAUCCUUACCGGUUUGUAUGAACCAAGUUCGGGAAGUGCAAAGAUUAACGACUAUGAUUUAGAUACACAAAUGGGUGAUGUAUACAGAAGCAUCGGAAUAUGCCCACAGCAUGAUAUCUUGUGGGAUGAUUUAACGGUUCUUGAACACUGCCUUUUCUAUGCUCGUAUCAAGGGUAUACCGGCCAAGGAUGAAUUAACCGCAGCUAACCAAGCUUUAAAACAAGUUCGAUUGGAAGGUUAUGCGGAUCGCUUAUCCAAGGGUCUUAGUGGUGGUGAAAAACGUCGUCUUUCUAUUGCCAUUUCAUUGAUUGGUAAUCCCGUCGUUGUAUUUUUGGAUGAACCUACUACCGGUUUAGAUCCUGAAGUGAGAAGAUUGAUUUGGAAUAUUGUUAAUGAGGCAAAGAAAGGGAGAACUAUCGUUUUGACCACCCAUAGUAUGGAAGAAGCCGAAGUUUUGUGCAACAGAAUAGGUAUUAUGGCAAAGGGAACCCUUAGAUGUAUCGGACCUCAGUUGAGGUUAAAAGAAGCUUAUGGCAGAGGAUUCAAAUUAAAUUUCAGUUGUAAACCUAAAAGUGUCAAUAUAGCCACGAAAUAUAUUGAAUCAUUAUUACCGCCAACUGCCACAAAAUUAGAUUCUUUUACUACUAAUUUCUCUUAUGAAUUCGAGCCUCAACCUGGACUUAUUGCCAAACUAUUUGAAGAAAUUGAAAAACAUAAAGUAAAGUACGAUAUUGAUGAUUGGGGUCUAAGUCAAACCAGUUUGGAAGAGGUUUUCUUGCGAAUAAUUGGCGAGGCCGAUGCUGAAGCCGAUUAA
Molecule: messenger RNA, 3123 nt
Organism: Funneliformis geosporum
Lineage: Eukaryota; Fungi; Glomeromycota; Glomeromycetes; Glomerales; Glomeraceae
Source: the annotation of a GenBank genome assembly